AUGGCAGUUAGAGGUGAGAGUGGGAUGGCAGUUAGAGGUGAGAGUGGGAUGGCAGUUAGAGGUGAGAGCGGGAUGGCAGUUAGAGGUGAGAGCGGGAUGGCAGUUAGAGGUGAGAGCGGGAUGGUAGUUAGAGGUGAGAGUGGGAUGGCAGUUAGUGAGAGUGGGAUGGCAGUUAGAGGUGAGAGUGGGAUGGCAGUUAGAGGUGAGAGUGGGAUGGCAGUUAGAGGUGAGAGUGGGAUGGCAGUUAGAGGUGAGAGUGGAAUGGCAGUUAGAGGUGAGAGUGGGAUGGCAGUUAGGGGUGAGAGUGGGAUGGCAGUUAGUGAGAGUGGGAUGGCAGUUAGAGGUGAGAGUGGGAUGGCAGUUAGAGGUGAGAGUGGGAUGGCAGUUAGAGGUGAGAGUGGGAUGGCAGUUAGAGGUGAGAGUGGGAUGGCAGUUAGAGGUGAGAGUGGGAUGGCAGUUAGAGGUGAGAGUGGAAUGGCAGUUAGAGGUGAGAGUGGAAUGGCAGUUAGAGGUGAGAGCGGGAUGGUAGUUAGAGGUGAGAGUGGGAUGGUAGUUAGAGGUGAGAGUGGGAUGGCAGUUAGAGGUGAGAGUGGGAUGGCAGUUAGAGGUGAGAGUGGGAUGGCAGUUAGGGGUGAGAGUGGGAUGGUAGUUAGAGGUGAGAGUGGGAUGGCAGUUAGAGGUGAGAGUGGGAUGGCAGUUAGGGGUGAGAGUGGGAUGGUAGUUAGAGGUGAGAGUGGGAUGGCAGUUAGUUAA
Molecule: messenger RNA, 753 nt
Organism: Physella acuta
Lineage: Eukaryota; Metazoa; Mollusca; Gastropoda; Physidae
Product: paraneoplastic antigen Ma6E-like
Source: RefSeq, a predicted model, not a curated record